Molecule: messenger RNA, 674 nt
Organism: Vicia villosa (hairy vetch)
Lineage: Eukaryota; Viridiplantae; Streptophyta; Magnoliopsida; Fabales; Fabaceae
Exons: 6
Coding region: 59-655 (198 amino acids)
Biological process (GO): proteolysis
Molecular function (GO): deNEDDylase activity; cysteine-type peptidase activity
Source: RefSeq, a predicted model, not a curated record
UAUUGCAAUUGAUGACUUGGAAGAGAUUUUUACGCAUGAACAACUAGGCGUCGGUAAUAUGCACUCAUACAUCCGGUUGUUGUAUGACAGAGUGUUGCGCGGGACUGUAUUGUCUAACAGAUUCCGUUUCGUGUCUUCCGCCCAUUGCAGCGGAAUGGCAAUUGAUUCGGAACCGGAAUCAGUUAGACAGCUCUUAGUCGAUAGAUUCAUGUCCACUGGCAAUUCAGAAAGUCUGCAUCUUUGGGCGUAUAAUACCCGACCAGUAGGAGCACACUGGUUGUUGCUUGCUAUCAACCCUAUAAGAGAAGUCGUGUAUUAUCUGAAUUCGGUAAAUGGUGACUGGACCAAUUAUCCGGCUAUGAAGGAAAUCGUUGAUUUAUCAAUACAAGUGUUCCGAAGUCAACGGGACGCACAGGUAUCCCGGACUAAAUCAAACAACAUUACUUGGAUCAAAGUGCAGUGUCCGCAACAGCGAAACAGUUCAGAUUGCGGAUACUUUGUUUUGAGGUUUAUGAAAGAAAUCCUUCAGGCGAAUCAAUUAGAGAUUCCGCUCACGUACCUUGACGAAUUCCGUGCUGCUGGGUACCCGAGACUUAAGUUGGAAGAAAUCAAAGAGGAUUUGUGUCACUUUUAUAUUAAGCAAUUUUUCAUGUAGGAUUUGUGUCGAUUUGAAC